This is a messenger RNA of Tetrahymena thermophila SB210, 1548 nucleotides long. Its product is annotated as kinase domain protein, putative. The record is from RefSeq and is a predicted model, not a curated record. Gene Ontology annotation, molecular function: small GTPase binding; GTPase activator activity. Gene Ontology annotation, cellular component: cytosol; nucleus; perinuclear region of cytoplasm. Gene Ontology annotation, biological process: nucleocytoplasmic transport; activation of GTPase activity. NCBI's taxonomy places the organism in Eukaryota, Ciliophora, Oligohymenophorea, Hymenostomatida, Tetrahymenidae. The transcript has 18 exons.
AUGGAUCAAUAAGAACAAAAAUUUGAAAGCUUGGAGAACUUUUUAGAAUCUUCUCUCUCUACUCAUACAGAUGUAUCUAUUGAAUUAUUAUAUCAGUCUAUUGGAGCCAAAGGAAUAUCAGAUUUAAGUUCAGGAUUAUAAAAGUGUUCGAAUUUAAAAUCUUUGAAGCUUGACCUCGAAUCUAACGAAAUUGGAGCAUAAGAUGCAGCAAUUUUAGGUUCUGGAUUAGUAAGCUGUGAUAAUCUCACAAAUUUGUAUCUUAAUCUUGGCGAAAAUCACAUUGGUGAUGAAGGUAUAUCAAGUAUAGGAUCUGCUUUAGCUAAGUGCACUAAACUCACCACUUUAUCUAUGAAUUUAGAGAAAAGUUAAAUUGGAGCAUCUGGUAUUCAAGAAUUUGCAUCUUCUUUAGGAAAAUGCUCUAAUCUCUCAUCUUUUGAAUUGAAUGCCUUCCGUAGUAGCAUUGGAGAAACUUUUGCAUCUAAUUUAGUCUCUGGUUUAGCUAAUUGCUCAAACCUCUCAGCAUUAAAACUCUAAUUUAAGAAUAAUGAAAUUGGUAAUUUAGGGGCUUAAAACUUAGGUUCAGCAUUAUCAAACUGUAGCAAUCUCUAAAAUUUAACUCUUGACCUCUCGAGUAAUUCUAUUGGUAAUGAAGGAUUAUAAGAUUUAAGUUCAGGGUUGGCAAAAUGUUCUAAUCUCACAUCCUUGGUUCUUACCCUUAUGGAAAACAAUAUUGAUGAAGAAAGUACCUCCUGUUUAGGUUCAGCUUUAACAAAUUGUGUUAACCUUUCAAAGUUGAUUUUGGAGCUUAAUAUCAACCGCAUUGGAAAUAAAGGGGCAUUGAACUUAUGCGCAGCUUUAGGAAACUGUAACAAACUUUCAGAUUUACAUUUAGAUUUGACAGAAAAUAAUAUUCAAAAUGAAAGUGAUUUUGCAGCUGCUUUAGCAAAGAGUGCUAGUAUCCAAAUUUUGACUCUUCGUUUAUGGGAUAAUAAUUUGGAGGCUAAUGGUGCUAUAAACUUAUGCUCUGGUUUAGCAAAUAGUGAUAAAAUUUAAACUUUGAAUCUAUAUCUUAAUGAGAAUAAAAUUGGUAAUGAAGGUGCAUAAGGCAUGAGUUAAUCUUUAUCAAAGUGCCUUAAUUUAUCAAGCUUGACUCUUGAACUUUCUGGUAACUCUAUUGGUAACAAUGGUGUAUCAGGUUUGGGCUCUGCUUUAACAAACUUUUCUAAUCUCUCAAAAUUAAGUCUCAAUUUAGGGAUUAAUGAUAUAAGCAAAGAGGGAGCUGAAAACUUAGGUUCUUCUUUAACAAAAUGCGCUAACCUUUCAAUUUUAGAUCUUGAUAUCUAUAAUAAUAAAAUUGGUAAUGACGGAGCUUCAAGUUUAGUAUCUUCUUUAAAAAAAUGCAGCAAGCUUUAAACUUUGAAUAUCAACUUAUACUAAAACGAGAUAGAGUAGAGUGUUUAGAUAAAACUUAAGAAUAAACUUCAAAAAAUUAAAGGCUUAACUACCUUAAUAAAUAUUGUUGAAGAUGUAGAUGAUGAAGAUCUUUGA